AUGCGCAGACCUGACAGGAUCACUGGUACAGCAAGAAUGGUCUUGAAUUAUCUCCUAAUCGGCUCUCGUUGGCCUCGCCAACUCUGCGCUGGACCUACUGAACCGCCGCCUCCUGCACCGGAAAGUAUUGUCAUCUCCAAGCUGCCUCUACCACCGAAAGUUCUCAACGACACCGAAGGUUCUUGUAGCACGGCUAUCAAUCCUCGCGGCACAGGCUGCAUGCUCACAUCCGGCGGGCUGCAAGGACUCCAAGCUGGUAACUUCCUACCCGACGACAACCAUGUGAUAGCCACGAUCAGAUUCGCAGGUGCACCAGCCGCACCAGAUCCAGCGAGUAUCUACACUGGCUUGCAAAUUAUCGUCGUCAAGGCCGAUGGGUCCACGUUCCCCAACGGAGACGCAUGGAAGUGCCUGACCUGUGGUGUCUCCGAGGAGAACGAUCACACAAUCACUACUUCAUCACGGGACUACUCUUACCCUCAGGCGUUCGCCGACAGUAAGCGCGCACUAGCCGGUCCAUACAUCAUCGAGUGUGAUGGACAGAAUCUUCCAAGCUCGUCAUGUACCGCAAACAGGACUUCAAUCUACUCUAUCCGCUUUGGAAACACCACAGAUGGAUCAGGUCCUGGCAAGGCGAUCCGUGAGCUCCGGCUACACCCGGAUCAAGUACAUCUGGGCUUCAACUCUUUCGACUACUUAUCCGGGAAGCUAGGACAAUUUGCUUACAUCGGACGCCUGGUGUUCAAUCCUGCAUCGAAGACUGGUGUGCCGCUGGAACCUCGCUAUGAUCUCGUCGAUGUCAAUGUCCUUUUCGAUCCAGCAGCGAAGCCUCCGAUCUACGCCAAUGGAAGCGAGCUCCAUUUCAAUCCUGAUGCCAUCACUGUGGGAGAGCUUCGAGGCUUUAGCGGGACCGGAAGGGAAGUGACUUACAUUGGCCAUCCCACGGAAUCAUGCAACAUCGAUGUUUAUGCAGCAGAUUUGUAUGCCGGUAAAGUGCGCCACCUCGCAAGUCAUCCUGGAUACGUCGAUCCAAUGCAGAUGUCUCCAGAUGAUGGCUCGAUCGUGAUCAUGGACACUCGAGGCAGCGGCCGAACUGAAUUCAUGGAUCGCCAGACACCUUGCUACAACUCCACGGAACCCGGCGGCCGGACAGAGCGCAUACUGAUCGCGCGUUUGACUGAUAGCUCUCCUUUGCCCAAGCGUAACGUCACGACCAUCCCGGACACAAUACCGUGGGCAACGAGCAUCCAUGCCGUCAACGUGCAAUACGACGACUUCUCUGAUGACGGGCUGGGGACGAUCACCGGCUGGCAGAAAAUCUCCGUCACCAUCGAAAACUUGACAAACAACCUCGUUCAGUGGUCUUCCGACAUGGCACGCACAGGAAACUGGCCCAGUAUACAGAGGACUAGCCCGGGAGGCUUCAACAUGUCAAUCGACGCCUUGACGAACUUCUUCGAGGCGAAUGGGACCUUGAUAAUGACUGUGAACGCGAUCGUGUUCCGACAGCCUGCAGACCAUCAAUAA
This is a messenger RNA of Fulvia fulva, 1527 nucleotides long. RefSeq lists its product as uncharacterized. The transcript has 4 exons. Bases 1 to 1527 code for a protein of 508 amino acids. The record is from RefSeq and is a predicted model, not a curated record. Lineage: Eukaryota; Fungi; Ascomycota; Dothideomycetes; Mycosphaerellales; Mycosphaerellaceae.